GUCCGGCUACCGUGCUGAGUGUUGAGUUUUCGGGGGUCGCGCUCCUUCUCUGGCCGGUGGAGCAGUUCCGCAGCCGAGACCCAGCUUGUGGCGCUCGGGCGGCUCUUCUUUCCUCCUUAGGACCCACUUUGCCGUCCCGGGGCGGCUGCAGCUAUGUCCGCGCUGCGACCUCUUCUGCUUCUGCUGCUGCCUCUGUGUCCCGGUCCUGGCCCCGGACCCGGGAGCGAGGCAAAGGUCACCCGGAGUUGUGCAGAGACCCGGCAGGUGCUGGGGGCGCGGAGAUAUAGCUUAAACCUAAUCCCUUCCACCCUGAUCUCAGGUGAGCACCUCCGGGUCUGUCCCCAGGAGUACACCUGCUGUUCCAGUGAGACAGAGCAGAGGCUGAUCAGGGACACCGAGGCCACCUUCCGCGGCCUGGUGGAGGGUAGCGGCUCUUUCCUGGUUCACUCCCUGACGGCCCGGCACAGGAAAUUUAAUGAGUUCUUUCAGGAGAUGCUCUCAAUAUCCCAGCACUCCCUGGCCCAGCUCUUCUCCCACUCCUACGGCCGCCUGUAUGCCCAGCACGCCUCCAUAUUCAAUGGCCUGUUCUCUCAGCUGCGAGACUACUAUGCAAAGUCUGGUGAGGGGUUAGAUGACAUCUUGGCGGAUUUCUGGGCCCAGCUCCUGGAGAGAGCAUUCCCCCUGCUGCACCCCCAGCGCAGAUUCUCCCCUGACUUCCUGCUGUGCCUCACACGCCUGGCCUCAGCUACUGAUGGCUCUCUGCAUCCCUUCGGGGAUUCACCCCGCCGCCUCCGCCUGCAGAUAACCCGUUCCCUGGUGGCUGCCCGGGCCUUUGUCCAGGGCCUGGAGACUGGACGAAAUGUGGUCAGAGAAGCGCUUAAGGUGCCGGUGUCCGAGAGCUGCAGCCAGGCUCUGAUGCGUCUGGUCGGCUGCCCCCUUUGCCGGGGAGUCCCCUCGCUUCUGCCCUGCAGGGGCUUCUGCCUCAACGUGGUCCAUGGCUGUCUGAGCAACAGGGGACUGGAGCCUGACUGGGAUGACUACCUGGACGGCCUCCUGCUCCUGGCUGAAAAGCUCCAGGGCCCUUUUUCCUUUGAGCUGGCAACUGAGUCCAUUGGGGUGAAGGUCUCAGAAGGUCUGAUGUAUCUGCAGGAGAACAGCGUGAAGGUGACAGAAAAGGUUUUUCAGCAAUGUGGGAACCCCCACCCGAUAUCGACCCGCCACCGCCGAGCCCCAGCGCCUCGGGAAGAGGUCGGCCGACCAUGGAGACCGGGCGCGGAGGAGGAGCGGCCCACGACGGCAGCAGGCACCAACAUGCAGCGCCUGGUGUGGGAGUUCCGCGAACGGCUGGGCCGGGCGCGGGGCUUCUGGACUGGACUGCCGACGACGGUGUGCGGGGACUCCCGCAUGGCGGUGGACAUCUCUCAGGAGGCGGCACCCUGCUGGACCGGGACUGGGCGGGGCCGGUAUUUGCCACCUGUGGUCGGGAGCUCCGUCGCCGAGCAGCUCAACAACCCCGAGCUGGAGGUGGAUGCCUCGGGUCCCGACCUGCCGACGCGGCGGCGGCGGCUGCAGCUCCGGGCAGCCACAGCCCGGAUGAAGGCGGCCGCGCUGGGGCACGACCUGGACAGGCACGACGACGAUGAGGAUGCCAGCGGCUCUGGUGGGGGACAGCAGUAUGCAGAUGACUGGAAGGCGGGCGCAGAAACCCUGACCCCGCUCGGCCGGCCCCUUCUCCCUCCUCGAAGAGAGGGCCCAGGGAGUAGAGGAGGCAGCUCCCGCUCCAACCAGGGCAGGAGCAGGAGUGGGGGGGCGUCUGUUGUUUUCCACCCCCAGCCAGCCCUCAUCCUCUUCCCCUCAGCCCUGGCCCUGCUGGGGCCACGGUAACAGGGCAGGGGUGCCCUGGCAUUGGAAGCGUUGGCGCCUUCUCCCCUUCUCUUGGCUCAGCCAGGUCUGGGGAGGACUCGAAGGGGCUGCAGAGAGGGUGGAGGUGAGACCUUGCAGGUGGACGGCUGGGGCCCCAGAUG
Lepus europaeus (European hare) is the source of this 2024-nucleotide messenger RNA. It is a transcript of the gene GPC2, whose product is annotated as glypican 2. The record is from RefSeq and is a predicted model, not a curated record. The transcript has 10 exons. Gene Ontology annotation, biological process: regulation of protein localization to membrane; regulation of signal transduction; cell migration. The coding region runs from base 154 to 1884 and encodes 576 amino acids. Gene Ontology annotation, cellular component: extracellular region; cell surface; plasma membrane. NCBI's taxonomy places the organism in Eukaryota, Metazoa, Chordata, Mammalia, Lagomorpha, Leporidae.